This is a messenger RNA of Pararge aegeria (speckled wood butterfly), 3881 nucleotides long. RefSeq names its product gastrula zinc finger protein XlCGF57.1-like. Gene Ontology annotation, biological process: regulation of transcription by RNA polymerase II. The coding region runs from base 466 to 2232 and encodes 588 amino acids. Gene Ontology annotation, cellular component: nucleus. The transcript has 4 exons. Lineage: Eukaryota; Metazoa; Arthropoda; Insecta; Lepidoptera; Nymphalidae. Gene Ontology annotation, molecular function: DNA-binding transcription factor activity, RNA polymerase II-specific; RNA polymerase II transcription regulatory region sequence-specific DNA binding. The record is from RefSeq and is a predicted model, not a curated record.
ACUUAACAAAAUGCACUUCUGCAAUCCAGUUUGCUAAUUCUUAGCUGAGUGUAAAUGUGUAGUGCGAAAAACUGAAGAAUUUGCAUUUUUACGCAUUUUUGUGAUGUGAAGAUCUCAUAUGAUUUGCGCCUAGUGGAUAAUAUUAAGAUACUGUAAAAAAGCGACCCCAACAUAUGCUAUAAAUCCACUCGAGCAAUUUUAAUUAAUAAAACAAAAGUGCACGUAAACAUUGUGAUGGGAAAAAUAGUAAAUAUUUCUAUUGGAAUGUAGCCGAAUCUAUGCGGUUCCCCGUCGACACAGACCGAGAAGCCGCGUAAAGUUUUGCGGCUUAGAAAUAGUACCUACAGCAGUUCAGAGCUCAAGAUAUUUUGCAUGCUGCCUCAAACAUCUACUGCGUCACAAUAGUUCAAAAGAUCAAACUAAUGAGAACAACCGCUAGCCAAAAUUGAAGAAAACACUUCAAAGAUGGAGGCAAGUGACAUAGAUUCUCCAGAUGAAGACUCCAUAGAGCCUAAGGAGGAAAUAUCUGAUGGACUGCAAAUCUCCAUUGACUACGACGACUCCAUUGUUCCCAAAGAAGAACUAUCCGACUCCAGUUCAGAGAAGGACAGUGCUUCGCACAGCCACACCAUUGGAGCCCUGGUACCCAUCAAAACGGAAAGAACAUUGAGUAAAGAAGUUGCUGAACUACAAAAAAAACUGGGGUCAGAACUUAGGGAUCAUACAAGCUCAAAAGUUAAAUCGGAGCCAACUGACGUAGCAGGAUGCUCCGCGGGCCAUUCGCAAACAGUUGGCGCUACAUCGCCGAUGAAACGUACUGCAAGUAGAGACAAAAGUGUGCAACAAACUGCGCUGAGAGCAAACAGCACAGACAGAAAUACAAGUAGCACAUUUAACGAAGACGAACAAGGUACAAAUGAUAGAAUUCCAGAAGCAGUUAUGUUCGAAGUGGAAAUUGAUGGGGUGCCAGUUGUCUACUCGGCUGUUAUAAAAGUGGAACGUGAUGAAACAAAUGAUUCGACAGAUGACACGACUGUAAACGACCAAUCGGCGUGUGAUUAUUACUAUGCAGCCAAUGAAACUUUGAAUAUCGAAUCCCACUCAAAUACACAAGGCACUGAAUACAAACCAAAUGUACCGCAAUCCGGUGAUUUUGGUAGUAAGAGGAAUAGAUCAGCACCCAAAAAUCGCAAAGAGCAGGAGUUGUACAUUUGCGACAUCUGUCGGACCAUAUUUAAAAGGAAGGACGAUAUUAUAAAGCACAUUGAGAUACACACAGCAGAUGCGGGCUAUUCGUGUGACCGUUGCGACGAGACGUUUCGACUGAAACAAAUGCUGACGAACCAUCUAAAAGUUCACUCAGUACAACUGCCGUUCGAAUGCAAAUAUUGCUGCAAGAGGUUCGCACAGAAAUACCUGCUAUCGAGGCAUACCAGACGGCUUCAUAUCGGUCAGAAUCCUUUCUCUUGUGACCUCUGCGAGUAUAGGUGUUCCGCGCAAAGCUCUCUGAACGCCCAUAUCAAAGCUCACACGGGGGAGAAGACCUUCUCCUGUAACGUUUGCCAUUACAACUUCACGGUGAAGGCGUCCUUGAAGAGGCACAUGGAAAUCCACAAUACCGAGGACCACUACGCCUGCGAAUUCUGCCGCGCGAAGUUCGCGCAGAAGAACAGUCUGAUCAAACACAUGAAGUUGCACCUAGACGAGAACCUAUCUUGCGACAUAUGCAGCAAGAAAUUCGCGCGCAGGGGCAACUUAAUUGACCACAUGAAAACGCACACCGGCGAGAAGCCAUUCUUCUGCAACCUGUGCGACAGGAAGUUCGCGCGGAACUCCGGCCUGAAUGUGCACAUGAAAACGCACACUGGCGAGAAGCCGUUCCCAUGCAAGCUGUGCAGCAAGAAGUUCGCUAGAAACUCCAGUUUGAACAUCCACAUGAAGAUACACACUGGCGAGAAGACCUACUUCUGCAACUUGUGCCAGAAGAAGUUCGCGCUGAAGAACAAUCUGUUGGUGCACAUGAGGUCGCAUUCACGCGAGAAACCAUUUUUCUGCACACUGUGCAGUACGAAGUUCGCGCAGAAGUAUUAUCUGAAGAGACAUAUGCGCCUCCACGUCGGUGAAAAACCGCAUUCCUGUAAACUUUGCGAGAAGAAGUUUGCGCGAAAGGAUUACCUGACUAAACAUAUGAAAACUCAUACCGGGGACACGGACACGGAGUCGGUUGCUUAGUUUUUUGACAACGCGCCAUUUCUCGGUUUUUGAUACUGCGCUAUUUCUCGUUUUUUGAUAUUGCGCCAUUUCUCGUUUUGUGGCGCUGUGAAAUUUCUCGUCUUUUGACACUGCGCCAUUUCUCGUUUUUUGAUACUGCGCUAUUUCUCGUUUUUUGAUACUGCACCAUUUCUACGUUCAUUUUUUGACACGAGACCGACGACGCUACCUUGUGUAGUAUAUUUUAUUGUUUAACGAGUUACAUGCGUCUCCACGUUGGUGUAAAACGACAUUCCUUUCGACUUUGUGAGAAGAAAUUUGCCCGAAAAGAUUUUAACUAAACAUAUGUAGGACAUACCAGAGACAAGGUUACGGAUACAUAGUUUUGUGCACGCGGCACCUAUUCUUAUAUUCCCGUGACGCGCGGCCAUAUAUUAUGUGUUCAAAACAUAAAAACAUUUAAAGCUAGGGAAUCGCGAUGUAGUAUUUGUGAUUUUUUUUAUUCGUUCCUUUUUUUAGUAGAAAUGAUCCAGUUAAUAUGUCCAAUGUUAUUUAUUGGAUAUAAGACAAAUAUCGAGUGUCAGGGGCGCGGUGCGGCGUCGUUAUCAAUUUUAUCAAUCGCGCUCACUAGCAACGAGCCGAAAGAAUACUAUACAAUAGGUAUUUAAUUUGGUCGGAUGCUAUCCGAAUAUCCCAUAAAUCGAAUAAACCAAAAAAUCUAUGUUUUGUUUUUAAUGACUGUACCAUAAAUUAAAAAAAAAAUAAUAAUAAAAUUAUAUUUUAAGUUUGGUGUAUAAGAAGCAUCCUAUAUCUAAUAUAAGAGGCGAGGUGCGGCGUUAUCAAUUCCAUAAAUUACGAUGGCUUCAUGAAGCUGAAAUAAAUAUUCAAAUAGUUACUUAAUUUGAUAAAAAUAAUAAUAAAAAAAAAAUCUUUUGGUGAAUAAAAAGCAUCCUGUAUCUAGGCUAUCAGCGGCGCGGUGCGACGGCGUUAUCAAUUCCAUCAGUUACUUAAUUUGGUCAGCUGCUUCGGAAUUUUUAAAUGCAGAACUCAACGUUGUAAAUGACUGGCGGUGAUAAACUUCGAUUAUUUUCAAUAUUGCUCAGAGCUAAUGUUAGAUCGAAUUGAUUAAAGGUGAUAUCGAUAUUCGACGGAACAAAAAUUCACGUUGUAUUUCCAAAUAUUUUAUAUAUAGGGCCGGUAAAUACGUAACAUUCCUUAGUUUUAAGAAUACGUCGGCCGAAAAAUUUACUUUUCAAGUUAUUCAAAAUAUAAGAAUUUACCUAAAACGGAAUUCCUACGGAAUUUCUAUUAUCGUUUUUUAUUUUUGGAUAUGUGCAAAUAUACAAUUUGGUACUCUUCAGUCGGGGCAAAAAAAAACCAAGAAAAAUCAAUGUUGAGGUUAGAAAAAAAAAUUAAAAAAAUAAAAUGGCUGAAUAAUUGACCUCCGUUGUUCAUUAGCUGUUUAAAAAAAAAUUAGCUGACACUGACUGAUUUCGCGCGAAAACUCUAUUCAUGGUACUAAUCUGCAAAUCACAGCAAAUUACAAUACGAGGAAAAAAGUAAAAAAAAAAAAAAGUUUAACUGUCAAUGACUGCGCUUUUCACGCUAAAAAUCUAUCAUAGUCGUAAAAAAGUAAUAGGCCCGUUUUGACAUUUGUCAUUGCGACGUAA